AUGGCUGAAAAACCAAAGAAGGUUGUAAAAUGGCGCAUCAAGAAAGCAGAUGUGUUUACAAUAUGGGAUUGGGGAAACAACAGUGCGAGAUGUUUUAAAGCAAAAAGAAAAGUUAUUGGCUUUUGCAACAGUUUCAAACAGUGUUUUUGGAAUGAAAAAACGAAAAACAAUGAAGAAAUCCACGUAGACGCGGCAUUAGCGGAGAGGCUAGCUCAAGAGCGAAGUGAAGGCACUCCUGUAUCCGGUCCUAACAUUGCAGCUAAAGCAAAAGUCUUCUUUGAUUUGUUAGAACUGGAAGGAAAUUUUGAUGCAUCGUCCGGUUGGUUACAUCGUUUUAAGAAACGUUAUGGAAUUAGGGAGAUAGGUCUUCAUGGGGAAAAGCUGAGCGGUGAUCAACAAGCAGCUGACGAGUUUCAACGUGAUUUUGAAAAGUUUGUAAUGUCAGAAGAUUUGUCACCAGAACAAAUUUAUAAUGCUGAUGAAUCAGGGCUUUUUUGGAAGUGUCUUCCCACUCACACUUUAGCAUUUGAAAGUGAACAUAAAGCGGCAGGACACAAAAGUAGCAAGGAAAGAAUCACAAUCUUGCCAUGCAGCAAUGCUGCAGGUACCCACAAACUGAAACUUCUUGUAAUCGGUAAAUCUAAGAAACCAAGGUCUUUUAAGGGGACAAGAGCAGACAAUUUACCAGUCGAUUAUUUCAAUCAAAAAAAAAGGUUGGAUGAACCAGCAGAUUUUUCAAGAAUGGUUCCUUGA
Molecule: messenger RNA, 753 nt
Organism: Onthophagus taurus
Lineage: Eukaryota; Metazoa; Arthropoda; Insecta; Coleoptera; Scarabaeidae
Product: jerky protein homolog-like
Cellular component (GO): nucleus
Molecular function (GO): DNA binding
Source: RefSeq, a predicted model, not a curated record